Fusarium coffeatum is the source of this 636-nucleotide messenger RNA. RefSeq lists its product as uncharacterized. The coding region runs from base 1 to 636 and encodes 211 amino acids. Lineage: Eukaryota; Fungi; Ascomycota; Sordariomycetes; Hypocreales; Nectriaceae. The transcript has 2 exons. The record is from RefSeq and is a predicted model, not a curated record.
AUGGUCACCAAACCCUACGAGAAGAAGCGACUCUACAUUCAGCACCCAGAGGAGGAUUAUGCCGUUGUCAGUCAUCGCACAACGCGCAUUGUUCCACCUCCGCGAAGAACACCUUCACCUCCUCCUCCGCCGCCUGUUGUUAUCAGGCCUCCGCUGCCACCACCACCUCCUCCACAGUUUUGCCCGCCUCCGCCUCCGCCCGUUUUCGAGCCACCACCACCAACACCUUGUCCUCCUCCUCCACCUCCGGUUGAGAAGCCCAAGCCCAAGCCGCCACCACCUCCGCCCGUUGUUGAGCCACCAAGACCUUGCUCUCCGCCUCCCGAGGAGCCUAUCGAGGUCAUCGCUGUCGAUGUUGAACCGCAUCACAAGAAAAAGAAGAAGCCCAAGUCUCGCUCUCGAAGCAGCCACAGCCACCGUUCUUCGUACGAUCACGACAGGGAGCGUGUGAUUGAGCGUGAGAGAUUUGUGCCAGUUCCGGUGCCCGUUCAAGUUGAGCCUCGCUACGAGACUUUCCGUUACGUCGAAGGAACUCGACGCCAGCAGUAUUCACCUCCAUCACCACCUAGACGGAUGAUCGAGGAUGAGCAUAUGCGACUCCGAAUCACGGAUCGUGAGCGCGAGUACUAUCGAUGA